AUGGCGUCGUCUUCGAGCCAUCGCUGGUUCCCCAAGAAUGAGAGCCUCGCCAAAAGGGACGACGAUCUCAAUCUACCCCAUCAUCAUGGACCUGGCUGGCAAACUCGCAGACCUCGGGGACGCUGGCUUCGCUAUAUCGGCUACGCGCUGUUCGUCGUCGGCCUCGUCUCCCUGCUUCGGCACAUGACCUACUCGCCCGAGGAAGAUAUAGUGCGCCCAUAUUCGCAGUAUCGAAACAACCACCCGAAAGCGGCGGCUAUGCCAACAAGGCUCACUGCCCCAGUGGCGACACCUAAACCUCCAGCCGUCGACCCGAAGCCUACCGACCACGCCCCCGAGAUACCCGCCGCAGACGAAGCGCUCGACAAUGCACGACAUUUUAGGGGCAAGCUCAAGUUCAAGGCGCUCACUGCAAGCAUUCGACAGCUGAGCUCGGCCCCUCUCGGCACGGGAUUCAACACUGUCAUGUUCGCGGCCUCCAACCUGCAGAGCGCAGCAACCGUACUCCCAAUGGCGUGCGAGAGAGCAACAUCCCGAAAGGAUCGCGUCUUCUUUGUCCUUUUUGGCGAUAGCGAUAUCAAGCUGGAAGACCUACUCAAGAUCAAUGGCAUUCAUGAGUCUUGCAAGGUCAUGACCAUCGAUGCUCGCGCCGACCAGAGUCGCCAACUAAGCAGCCCUAGAUUGGCGCUUGCUGCCGCGCGUGCAAUGUUUUACCUCGCCACAUAUCUGAGGCCUCUAGCUGUUAUUGUGGAUGGCUCCUCCACCGAGGACCGUCCAUUUUUAGACGGCAUAAAGGAUCAGAUGACAGACGCUCUUCGAGUCACUUUGAUAGAGCUGCCUGCGAGGGCCCAAUCUCGUCUGGCAUGGAUGUCUCAGUUGGAGGCCACUGCAUUAGCUUCAUGGAAUGACGUACAUUUUGACAUUAUAAUUCAUGCGCCACCAACAGGAACCGGAAACCUCAAGCGUCUGCUGCGGUCACUUGCUGCGGCUGAUUUGGCUGGACACAGCGUCCCACACAUGACUGUCGAGCUGCCCCCAACUCUCGACAUUUCGCUAGAGAGGUUUCUCUCUACUUUUCAAUGGCCUCGGCCCAGGCUUGCCGGCUCCCACCCCAGCAUGCUGACGCUGCGACAUCAGAUUCAGCACGAAAAGCCCAGCCCGAGCGAGAGCGCGGUCCGUCUGCUCGAAUCGUUUUGGCCGAGCGAUGCUACCAACAGUCACGCUCUAAUCUUAUCACCUCAUACGGAGGUAUCUCCGCAAUUUUUUCACUACGUUAAAUAUAUGCUGCUCUCCAGGCGUUACAGCAAUGAUGGUCCGGCUGACCUCAUAUUUGGCAUGUCAUUUACGGUGCCCAAGACUCGUAUACAGAAUACGAAACCAUUUUCUGCGCCAGAAUCCGACAAGGGAGACUCAUCAUUCCUAUGGCAGGCACCGAGCAGUGACGCCAUGCUUGUCUUCGGGGAUAAAUGGACUGAGCUGCACGGCUAUGCAUCACGGAGCCUAGACGCGCAAAAGGCAGCGACAUCUGUGCCCAGCAUGGCGCAAUCAAGAGACGUUGCGGAGAACAAGCCUGCUUGGCUGGAGUAUAUGCUACAGCUUUGUCGUCUUCGCGGCUACUUUACCGAAUACCCAAGCAAAGAGACGGCUGAUGCCAUUGUCGGUGUCUAUGCCGAUCUACCAGAUGUGCCUGACGGCCGUGACAAGGGCAAAGAAGACACACGACUCGAAGCACAAAGAGACAACCACUUUGAUGCCGGAUCGCAGGCGGAUAUGCUCAGCACGCUACCGGAUGGCGGUGCCAUCCCAGGCCUGCACACGCUACCCAUUUUGUCAUGGGAGGGAACAGCAAGCACCUUGCAUGAUAUUGCGGAAGAGUCCAAGAAGCAAGCGACCGAGUUUCGGCGACAGAUUGGUACAUGCACAGAUUCGGAUUUGGUUGUGCAGAAAGCCGACAGGUCUGCAGCGGACCUGUUUUGCGCAGCUAAGGACAGUGCGCCAUGA
Molecule: messenger RNA, 2001 nt
Organism: Cordyceps militaris CM01
Lineage: Eukaryota; Fungi; Ascomycota; Sordariomycetes; Hypocreales; Cordycipitaceae
Exons: 5
Coding region: 1-2001 (666 amino acids)
Source: RefSeq, a predicted model, not a curated record